Molecule: messenger RNA, 1079 nt
Organism: Trifolium pratense (red clover)
Lineage: Eukaryota; Viridiplantae; Streptophyta; Magnoliopsida; Fabales; Fabaceae
Exons: 6
Coding region: 216-863 (215 amino acids)
Source: RefSeq, a predicted model, not a curated record
UCACAAUUGGUAUCACCACAAACAAGAAGACCUUAAACAAACACAACACAUAACCUUGUAGAUUUGUCAAACACUCAACUUCCAACAAACACAACACAUACCCUUCUAUACAAUAAAUUCCUAUUACAUUAAAUGUUUCAUUUUUCAAACUUGCUUAACUAGUCAUUUAUAUACAUAAAGUCCCCACAUCUGUUAAUUACUUUCUACUGUUACAAAUGGCUUUUGCAACUGUCAUAACUCUUUUUACUUUUCUUCUUCUUCAACCUCUUUCAGCUAAAAGUGACUUUCUUUCUCCUUUGCUUUCACCUCUAUUUGAUGAUGUGUGCAAAGAAGUGGAAUGUGGGAAAGGAAAAUGCAAACCUUCUAAAAAUAGUACUUUCCUUUUUGAAUGUGAGUGUGAUCAAGGUUGGAAGAAAGCUUUUGAUUCCAAUGAUGAUGAUGGAGGAUUGAAGUUUCUUCCUUGCAUCAUUCCUAAUUGUACAUUGGACUACUCUUGCUCCAAAGCUCCUGCCCCUGCUCCAGAAAAAGCAAGACAAUCCAAUGAAUCAAUAUUUGAUGCUUGCCAUUGGGUUGAUUGUGGAGGUGGCUCGUGCAAGAAGACAUCAACGUUCAGCUAUAGUUGCGAUUGUGAUGCAACCUAUAACAAUCUCCUCAAUAUCACUACCUUUCCUUGCUUCAGAGAAUGUUCUCUUGGCAUGGGUUGCUCUGCCCUUGGAAUAUCGGUGUCAAAUUCAUCAUCAUCUUCUCCUCCACCACCAGCAUUGAAUGAUGACAAUAAGAAUGAGGCUAGCUCAAUUCUACAAGGAAGUUCCCUUUGGCUGGUCUUGGUGAUUAUGGUCAUGGCAAAGAUACAGUUGCAAUAGGACAGUUGCUAUGGAUGGUUUUAGAAGCUUUUCAUUCUAUGCCAUUGGUUAGGGACUGGUUUAUCACACGAUAAAUUUAGUCAUUAUAUCUUAGUUUCAAAAGAGAUGUUAUGGAUAUGAUAUGCUUUUUUUUCCUAGCUAUUCUUCAUUCAGAUUGUAGAAUAAUUAUGUAGAACAUUGAUGAUUGAAGUUGUUACAAAUUUUUGUGGUGCCCAA